This is a messenger RNA of Ylistrum balloti, 474 nucleotides long. RefSeq lists its product as uncharacterized. The transcript has a single exon. The record is from RefSeq and is a predicted model, not a curated record. Bases 1 to 474 code for a protein of 157 amino acids. NCBI's taxonomy places the organism in Eukaryota, Metazoa, Mollusca, Bivalvia, Pectinida, Pectinidae.
AUGACCGUGGUCCAGCGACUACCAACAUUCUACACAGCGAAACCGUCUCUUUACCGUGCUCGCCGCAAGCAGACUCCUCCACUACCAAAGACUUUGGCCGACAUCACCUUGGAUGGAAGAUGGAUAGAAGCAUCUACAGGCGAACCAUUUCUCCUCUUUGACGACGGUGAACAGAACAACAGGAUGAUCGCAUUCGCUUCGUCGGAGAACCUGGCCGAACUUGCAGCAUCUGACACCUUCUUCUGUGACGGAACUUUCUACAACUGUCCAACAAUGUUUCAUCAGAUUUUCAGCGUCCAUGUACAGAAUGAAGGCACCAUGACACCAGUCGUAUACGCAUUACUUCCCGGAAAGAGCCAGGCAAUCUACAGCCGUUUCUUCACCCUUCUCCAGGAUCACAUGGCACACUUCGACAUUCCAUUCCGACCCACUACAGCCUUCGUCGAUUUUGAAGUAGCUGCACACAAUGGAUAG